UUCCAAAUUCCCAUGGAAGACCAAAAUCCAGAAGCAGCUACAUCCAGCGGGGGUGGUAAAAAAGGUGAGGAGUCUAAGGACUCCGAAUCUAACGAGACCAGGAUCAACAUCAAAGUAAAGAACCAAGAUGGCGGUGAAAUCUUCUUCAAGAUCAGAAGAGGGACCAUGCUUAAGAAAUUAAUGGACGCCUAUUGUCAGAGACAAGGACUGAUGGUAUCGACUUGAAGAUUUAUUUUUGAUGGGGAGAGGAUUAAGGAAACAGAUACCCCAGAUUCAUUGAGCAUGGAAGAAGGCGAUGAAAUAGAUUUGAUGGUUGAGCAAACGGGAGGAUCUUGAAACCAGUAAAAGAUGGAGGUAUUUCAUUA
Moneuplotes crassus is the source of this 365-nucleotide messenger RNA. NCBI's taxonomy places the organism in Eukaryota, Ciliophora, Spirotrichea, Euplotida, Euplotidae. The record is from the annotation of a GenBank genome assembly.